AUGGCUUUCUGUAUUAGACCAGAUUGCGUUUUCAGAUGUCUUGGUCUAUUCUCAUAUGUGCUGAAGAACUUAUCCAUGGAGAUGCGUAGUAGCUUCUCAUACAGGAUCAAGGCCUUCUCAUUGACAAGGGGACAUAUUGUGGUGCUCCCUGUAACUAGGAGCAUUGCAUCAAUGGGUGUUGAUUUUAUCCCUCCAGUAAUUAGUCGUAAUGCUUGGUUGUGUGCCUUCUCGAGUGGUUUGAGAGUCACCUCUGUGGCUGUAAUGAUUGGCUCACAGCAAUACAACAUUAUUGGCUGUGCAGCAGUGUGA
Rodentolepis nana is the source of this 309-nucleotide messenger RNA. NCBI's taxonomy places the organism in Eukaryota, Metazoa, Platyhelminthes, Cestoda, Cyclophyllidea, Hymenolepididae. The record is from the annotation of a GenBank genome assembly.